Messenger RNA from Zychaea mexicana, 1577 nucleotides. RefSeq names its product major facilitator superfamily domain-containing protein. Lineage: Eukaryota; Fungi; Mucoromycota; Mucoromycetes; Mucorales; Lichtheimiaceae. Bases 201 to 1451 code for a protein of 416 amino acids. Gene Ontology annotation, cellular component: brush border membrane. The record is from RefSeq and is a predicted model, not a curated record. Gene Ontology annotation, molecular function: transmembrane transporter activity. The transcript is spliced from 5 exons. Gene Ontology annotation, biological process: transmembrane transport.
GUUUUUUCACGCUUCUGGAAAAAACAUAAUAUUGACUCUAUACAACUCCGUUUUUUGUAACCUUUUUAGAGAAAAAGAGAGACGCUCGGUCCAUUCCGUUAUCUCUUUUCUUUUCCCUUGUCUAUUUUUAUCGUAUUUUUCUACAAUCACAAGAAGAAGCAGGAAACAAGGAAACACUGCUUGGAUAUGCAUUGCAGAUUAUGGAACAAUACAAGCAUUUAAUAUCUGGCGAUAGAGGGCAUGGGAACAAAUGGGAUACGGUGUUUCUUGGAGGUUUACUAGGCUCGCUCUUCUCCCUUUUGCAGUUCAUCGUAUCACCCAUCAUUGGUCGAGCCAGUGAUCGAUUUGGGCGACGAAAGGUGCUCCUGUAUACGAUGAUUGGUAACCUGCUUUCGACAGGUAUCUGGAUCUUUGCUCGGUCAUUUACAAUGUUCCUGCUCGCCCGUAUCGUUGCGGGACUUAGUGAAGGCAAUGUCCAACUCAGCAUUGCCAUUAUAUCAGAUGUCACUCCGCCUUUACAGCGAUCGCGAAGCUUGGCUCUCGUGGGUAUUGCUUUUGCUGUAGCAUUCACAUUUGGACCCGCUAUUGGGGCUUGGUUUGCUUCAGUCGAUCUGAGCAAGAUCUUCCCCGGUGCAAGCGGUAUUUACCCAUUCUCUAUGCCAGCAAUUGUUGCACUAGUGCUAUUAUCGAUCGAGACGCUAUACAUCUUCAACAAGAUCCCAGAGACAAAGGAAGCCAAAUCAGCAGCAGCAAGGAAAGAAGAACAGACCCAUACCAAAACACUGAAAAACAAUGUCGAGUCGGUCGAACAACGUAUCAGCAAUUUACGCCGACUUAAACUGAUCCACUGCCUGCAUUUAUUUCUGUUUUCGGGCAUGGAGUUUACCCUUGUUUUCUUGACAUUCGACGUGUUGGACUACUCGAAUAUGCAGCAAGGGAAAUUGCUCGGUUACAUGGGUAUUUUGUCUGCGUUGCUUCAAGGGGGCUAUGUGCGUCGACAGGUGCAACGGUUGGGCGAAAAAAUGUUGGUAUUGCAGGGUAUGGCGGCUUGUGUCAUUGGUUUAUCGUCGCUAGCGAUGGUGGCGUCGAGUGCAUAUGCUGUUCAAUGGCUCUAUUUCGGCGUUUCGUGUCUUGCACUAACGACAGGCACUGUUGUUAACUGUCUCACUGGACUGGCGAGUUUACAAUGUCAGGAGGAGGAGGAUAGUGAUAAUGACAAAACCAACGACGAAAAGAAGACCCAUCCAUCACUUGCCAAAGGAAGAGCCCUCGGCGAAUUUCGUAGUUCCGGACAACUGGGGCGUGCAUUGGGUCCUGUUUCAGCAUGCGGUUUAUACUGGCUUGCCGGUCCAACUAAAUGCUACGGUACGGGAGCUAUCAUCAUGAGUGCUGUUACCGUGACAACAUUUUUAAGUGUUCCAUCCACUCGAAAAGUAGUAAAAACAGAAUAAUAAAAGUUGAAUGACCCAAAAUUUGUAAUUAGAAUAGAUGAGUAGUGGUACUUUAUUAUUAAUUAUCUAGAUAGUACAAAAUAAAACAGAGAGAGCCAACACGACAGUAGUACCAACACGUUUAGG